Messenger RNA from Sabethes cyaneus, 1490 nucleotides. RefSeq lists its product as uncharacterized. NCBI's taxonomy places the organism in Eukaryota, Metazoa, Arthropoda, Insecta, Diptera, Culicidae. Bases 262 to 1134 code for a protein of 290 amino acids. The transcript is spliced from 4 exons. The record is from RefSeq and is a predicted model, not a curated record.
CGCCGGAUUCGGAAAGGACGGUUCGUUCCGUAGACAGUGACAGUGUGGAUUGGAACAUAGUGACACAUUUUGCGCCGCACAGCGUGGUGGGCAAUGAACGAAACUUAAUUCGAUUAGGCUUGAAUUACCAUUACGGUUGGCUUGACGAGUUUUUUGGGGGGUUCAUCGGGUUAAAGGUGAUCACCGAGUGGAAAGACUCAAUUUGUUUGCCAGUGAAUUCCAGCCCGGCAAGGAGCGUAAAUUUGUCGGAAUACGUAGAAGAUGAAGUGGCUACUGUUGCUGGUGCUGCACGCGGUCAGCGGAAGCCGGUUGACGCAUCAUGAUUCAUCCAGCGAGAACCGUGCCUCUUCGGCGGCACAAUUCUGUACCGAUUUGAAUCCGCAAAACGGGUUGGACAUCGAACAAAUAAUGGGGCUUUGGUACGGAAGUGAAGUAAUUACUCAUCUGGGAAGCGAGGAUGGAGAAUCGAUCUACGACACGUGCGUGGUGAUUCAUCUUUCAGAUAUUACCAAUUCGACCCCGACCAGUGAGCGUCCAUACAGAGAUCAAGGACCGGAUGUACGGUUUGGUACAUCCUACGGUUAUCCAGGUGAUCGAAGUCACUAUGGAAGUACGGAGGAAUAUGGCAAUCGUCGUUAUCAGAACCGUGAAGGGCAACAGCAGCACCAUUAUUGGCAGCAGCAACAACAACAGCAACAACAUCAGUAUUCUAGCACUCGAUAUAUGCGACUGAUUUGGGAUGAAAAGGAUCACACGUUGGAGUACACGUUGCGUUACAAUAACAGUCGGCCAGGAUUCUGGAUCUCGUCCGCUCCGCAGGCCGGAUCGAUGGUUCAACUGUCGUAUAUGCAAUUCACCGGAACGGUUCAGGUUCUGAAAGCCAUCAAUAAUCAACUGGUGUUGACGUUCUGUCAAAGUUUACCCGGAGGACAGCUGUUCUCAGUUGUGCUUUCGCGGCAACAUAUGGGUUUGUCUCCAGAGGAAAACUAUAGCAUACGAAACUUAUUAAAAAGACGUAACCUGUCGACGUUGUCGGUGAGAAAAGUCUGCUACAAUGGAGCCACCGUUCAAUCUUUGCUGGGAGUUCUGGCCCUUCUGUUAGUAUCAGCGCUGGCACUCAUCGUUUCUAAAUAAAACCAAAAUGUGUAGAUUAUACCAAAGAAUGUUUAUCGUGCGAAGAUUUCUCAUGUUUCUUAUUCCAUCCAGCUCUAAAUUACAUGUUAUUUAUUUAACUCCAGGAGUGCUGCUAUCGUUAUAAUUUAUAUCGCUUUGAUUCAAAGUGCUGUAGUAACAUCUACAUCACUAAUAUAUAACAUAAAACGUCGAAAAUGUUGGUGACUCGCUAGAGGUUAAGAAGAAUUAACCUUCACAUAUAACGUUAAAGUUAUUGUACGGUUCAUGUGUCAUAUGAAACUGAAAAAGUCAUUAGUUAGGCUUAGGAUCGUUUGAACGUUUGUAUAUCUCUAUUGCUACGAAAACGACUUCAAUAA